CCUGCUAGCGAGUUGGUUGGCUUUGGUACUCGCUACGGACAGUUGUGUGUGUCGUCGUUGCUCUAGUUCUCUCUCCUUGGUUGCAGUAUCCUGAAACUGUAUACCUAUCUAUACCUGUGUGACGGUGUUUGUACGCGUGUCGUCGCCGUGAUACCGGGACGCCGUACCGUUGCAAUAGGUAGUAACCCUGAAUUGUAACUCCUCACUUGGAAAGGCCGGGCCGUGCAUUCUGGGUAUUCCGUUGGCAACGGAAUACUCCCAACAGUGAGAAAGCCAGGAUGAAACGCACAAUCGGGAAAGAUUCCUUGGCGGCUUGGCUCCGAAGACUGCUGCCACUGUUGCUGCUCUUGCUAUCGACGGAUUCCUCCUUCGCCUGGUCUUCCGGUAGUGGCAGUAGCCAUCGACCAGCCCAAGCCGUGGGGGCCUACGGUCAGGCUGGUAGGGCCACCAAAUUGUGGGCCGGUCCAAAGUCGUCCUUUCUUUCCCUAUCGCCAGCGAUACUCGCGUCACGUCCCGUCACCUCGAGGACGACUCGGGCCCCGACGGCCUUGUCGAUGCGCGUACCGGUCUUGGACGACUGGAAGGUCCUCACCAGCGGACGCGUCACGGGGACCGUCAAAUUCCAUCCCAGCAUUCCCGACGGACAAGUCAUUACCACGUCGCCUUUGGAAAAACCGGAAGCCGCCGCGGCUCGCAAAACAAUCGUCACCAGUACCGGUUCCAAGUACCAACUCGGGAGUCCCCAAACCGUGCCGGCCAAGGCGAACGGACGAACCCAGCCGUCCAACGCAUCACCCGCCGUCGUAUCCCUGUCGGAACUCCAACGCCAAGCCAAGCUGGAAUUCGCACUCACGGGCGAAGUCAUUGGAGACGAUGAUCGACAGUACUUAAUCUCCGGUCGACCGCAAAAAAGCACUUCGGGGAAAUCAAGAAUCUACAAGGCCUACAAGGCUAACGAAGAUGGUCUCCCCACCGGCGACUCCCUGCUGAUCAAACUGAGCUCCAAUACGGAAGCAAUCGAACGCGAAGCGUCUAAUUACGCCAAAAUCACCAAGACUGGUCUGAGCCGGGGGAAAUUUGUGGAACUCGUCGACUUUGUCCAACCCGCGUCGGUGAUUACCAAAAAGUUUGGUUCCCAGUCGGCGCUGGUCUUGGAACGAGGGGCCAUUGAUUUGAAGAGAUACAUUUCCGAAAAAGGACAGCUGUCGGGGAAGGAAAUGCGGGAAGCCGCUGUUUCGGCUGCCUCGUGUUUGCAAGCAAUCCACAACUCCGGAUUGGUUUGGACGGACAUGAAAACGGAGAACUUCAUCGUCACCAAAGACGGGCAAGUCAAGGGCAUUGAUUUGGAAUCGGCCAUCCCCGUCCAAGACAAUCCGGUCGAUUACAGUCCAGAAGCAACGCCUCCAGAAUUCGCACGCGCGUUCCUGUCCGGCGACGGGCCCUUCUUUGUACUACAGUACAAUUACGACGUUUGGAGUUUCGGUAUGCUCUUGUACGAACUGUCCACCGGCAAGGGUUACUUUGACGGUAUGACACCGAUGCAGAUAACAAAAAUGCUCCAGGGUGGACCGGAAAUUGACUUGAGCGACGUCGAGGACGACAAUCUGCGCAAUCUAAUCGCCAAGUGUUUGCGAUUGGAUCCUAAACGGCGCCCGAACAUUGUCAAGAUUCUUCUGCAGCCGUACUUUUUAAUUUCCGGAUUCGGACCGCUGAGUUUCUAA
Molecule: messenger RNA, 1721 nt
Organism: Phaeodactylum tricornutum CCAP 1055/1
Lineage: Eukaryota; Bacillariophyta; Bacillariophyceae; Surirellales; Neidiaceae
Exons: 1
Coding region: 279-1721 (480 amino acids)
Biological process (GO): protein phosphorylation
Molecular function (GO): protein kinase activity; ATP binding
Source: RefSeq, a predicted model, not a curated record